Messenger RNA from Pelodiscus sinensis (Chinese soft-shelled turtle), 2664 nucleotides. The record is from RefSeq and is a predicted model, not a curated record. NCBI's taxonomy places the organism in Eukaryota, Metazoa, Chordata, Testudines, Trionychidae.
GUGCUGAGCGAGGCCGGCAAGCCCAUCUACUCCCGCUACGGCAACGAGGAGGCCUUGUCCUCCACCAUGGGCGUCAUGAUGGCCCUGGUGUCCUUCAUCCAGAGCGGUGACAACGCCAUCCGCUCCAUCUACUCGGACGACCGGAAGCUGGUGUUCGUGCAGCAGGGGCCCCUGGUGCUGGUGUCGGUGUCGCGGACGCUACAGUCGGAGCAGCAGCUGCGCCAGGAGCUGCUCUACGUUUACUACCAGAUCCUCAGCAUGCUGACCCAGGUGAGCAUCACCCGCAUCUUCGAGCGCAAGAAGAACUACGACCUGCGGCGCCUGCUGGCCGGCUCCGAGAAGAUCCUGGACCGUCUGCUCAACCUGGUGGAGUCGGACCCCGGCUUCCUGCUGGGGGCGGUGCGCUGCCUCCCCCUGCCUGCCUCCCAGCGGGACGCCCUGGGUGCCCUGCUGCAAAAGGCCAUCACCCCCAACCUGGUCUUCUCCAUCCUGGUGGCCCAGAGCCAGCUGGUCACGGCUGUGCAGGAGCGGGCGGUGAUCGAGGAGUGCCGGCUGGAGCCCACCGACCUGCACCUGCUGCUCAACCUGAUCGGGGCCAGCUCGGCCUUCCAGGCGGGGGAGAUCUGGACACCCAUCUGCUUACCCCGCUUCAACCCCGACGGGUACUUCUACGCCUACAUCUCCUACCUGGACGCCGAGUGCACGGUGUGCCUGGUGCUGCUCUCCACCGACAAGGAGUCCUUCUACGCCGUCUCGGACUGCAAGAAGCGGGUGGAGGAGGCCAUGCGGACGCAGGGCUCGCUGCAGGUGCUUUCAGGCGGCCUGCAGAGCCCCUCCUACAGUGUGGGGCAAGUGGGGGUGCCGGAUAUCCCGGAGAACUACCGCCAGCUGCCCCAGUUCACCAGCCCAGAGCUGGAGGGGCCAUAUUGCAGCGAGGAGGAGCAACAACGGCUUUUUGACCUCUACCAUUACCUGCACAGCCGCAUCCACAGCACCUCUCGCCCCCUACGCCUCAUCUACCACGUGGCGGAGAAGGAGACGCUACUGGCUUGGGUGACCAGUAAGUUUGAACUGUACACUUGCUUCAGCCCCCUGGUGACCAAAGCUGGUGCUAUCAAUGUUCUCACCAAGCUGUUGCGCUGGAUCAAGAAGGAGGAGGACCGGCUUUUCAUUCGCUACCCCCCCAAGUACUCCACCACACCCAACCCAGGGAAGGGCACCAAGGGCGGCCGGCCCGACGGCGCUGAGAAUGGAUUUUUUGCUGGCCUCUAAGCCUGGUUUUGCUUCACCCGGGCCCCUGUUUCACCGGUGACUGGAUAACGUGGGGGGAAAUCUAUUCCUCCAGAGAAACCACUCUCUGUGAUCUAGCUCAGGCGUGGCUGGUUCCUUCCAGGGCUCCUGCGAUGAGUGGUUGCUUGUCUGUCUUAUUUAUUGGCCUACUUGUGUCUCCGAGCCUAUGUUGAGGAGGCCUGGUUGGGGGAGGAUGACGCCGGGCCUUGUUGCUUCACUUUUGAGCCUUGUGCGCUAGGCUGAUGUGGGGCGCCGAGGGGCAUGACAAGCUUACACUGGCUCCUGUGGCCUGUUACGGGAAGGGCCUGUGCUGAAGGACUCCACCCAAAUGAUGAAGCUGGGUUUGGGUAUGGCAUCUCCUCGACGGAAGUUUUUCUUCUAGUACUUGGCUCCUUUCCCCGGAGCCUCUGUUCUCUGCUUCCCAGUGUGGAUCAGCUGCCGGUCCCUAAGCAAUGGGUUGCAAUUGUGUUUCUCCUUCCUUUGGAAGAAUUGUGGCUAAUUGCAUCUCUUGGCAUCAGAGCCCGACCUGCUUUGAACCCAUUUUUCUAACACUCUCUGCUCUUUAAGUGUCCUAGCCUGGAAUGAACUUAGAUUUCUUGCAGGACCUGGAGGUCUGUGGCUCAUGUUUGAUAAUAGAUUUAGCUGGGUGCUGUGUCUGGAAACAGCGGCUCAUGUUUGCCAACCGAUUUAAACUGGGCGCUGUGUCUGGAAACAGGGCAAUAUGUGCGGUGGAAAGGAGAUUACUCCUUCAUCUCCUCCUCUCCGUCCCCCGCACAUGCUGCUCUCGAUGCUGUAAAUCGGAAAUGGGAGAUGCCCCCCAUGUUGUGUUCUCUCUCCAUGGGCUGGUUGUGUUAGUUAAUGUCUGCACCAAUGCACUCUCCUCUGUAUUAAUGUCUGCACCAAUGCAGGGGUCUGUAUUAAUUUAAUGUUCACUUUUGGAAAGGCAGAUCCUUUCACAGGAAGAUUCAAAAUGCUUUUUGAAAGCAACAGACUGCCUCUCUCCUUUGCUGGUGACAGCUGCGCCCUGCCUUACGGUAAAUGGGCUGCCCCUUGGCUCUUUUCAGUCUCGUUGUCCAUCCGGGCUGCUAGAAGGGCUGUUUGGGGCCUCAGCCGUGGGCUCGAGCCAGAAUCUGUGGGAUCUGCUUCACCCAGGAAGAUCACCCCAUGUCUCCGGAGAGCGAGCCCUGCCUGCAUCUCCUUUCACUUGCAUCUAGCUGCUCCAAGGAGACCUGGCGGGGUUGGGGAAGUGGAAAGUGUUUUCACAUGCAUGAGGCGCUGUGCCUGGAACCGGCGUGGCUGGCUGUCAAAUGAGGUCUCUUCCUGGCUGGCUUGUGGAACUGAGAAUCAAAGUCUUAUUAAAAAAAGUUGUUUUGA